UGGGAAUCUUGAUGAAAUAAUAACAGGAAGGAAAAACUCCCAGCUUGGACUGGGAGGCUUCCUGGUUCCCAGACUGGGAGUCUGGGUCAAACUGGGAUCUGAAUGUGAGGAAUGUGGAGGCAGAAGUUCCGGUAAGGACCGGCCGGUACCGAUCCAAUCAAUAAUCAGAUACCUUUCAGCUCAUUUGGAUCAGAAAGUUCUAGCCGGUCUGUGUUCGGUUCAACCGGUCUGGGUUCGGUUCGGGCUGUGGGCGGGGCCAGCAGCCCCCUCAGCUCUCAGUCCAGAUCAGAUCUCGGAGUGCCAUGACGUCCCGCCGCCUCUCCCUGCUUCUGCUGCCGCUGCUGGUUCCGGUUCUGCGGGCCGGGCCGGGCUGCGCUCCGUGUGACCCUGCGGGAUGCGCUCCUCUCCCGGCUGCGGGAUGCCCCGCCGGCUCGCUGCGGGACUCCUGCGGUUGCUGCGCGGUGUGCGCCGCGUCGGAGGGCGAGGCGUGCGGCGGAGCGCGCCGCUGCGGCUUCGGGUUGGAGUGCGUCAGGAGCGGCGACGACAAGCGGAGCAAAACCGGCGUGUGCGCGUGCAAGACCAACUACCAGGUGUGCGGAUCCGACGGAACCACGUACAGGAGCGGCUGCGCCCUGAGGAGCGCCAGCAUGGCGGCGGCGCGGGGCGGCAGGGAGCCAAUCAGCGUCCAGAACAAAGGCCGCUGCGCCGCAGUUCCUGUUGGUCGUGACCCGGUCCCUGUUGGUCCUGACCCGGUCCCUGUUGGUCCUGACCUGGUCCCUCAGAUCUCCCCGCUGACUGAAGAAGAAGAAGGAUCCUACGAGUGUCACGCCUCCAACUCCAGAGGCGAAGCGUCGGCCAUCGGAGCCGUCCACCUGGUCCGGUCCGUCGAUGACAUCAUCCUCAAAUGAGGGAUGACGGACGAGCCGAUGUGAUCACACAACCGACUUCAUCAACUUCAGACUUUUCUGUUUCUUUCUCAUUUAUUUUAACCUUUGAACUCAUUAGAAAUGUAACUCUUGUUUAAACUUUGAAUUAUUUAUUAUAGUUUUCUUUCCUUCUCUUACCUUUAUUUUGAAGGGCAGGUUUACCAGAACUCAGCCACAGGUUAUUUCUCCUUACAUGAGUUUUAUGUUCUGUAUUCGGACCUUUGGGUCGUUCAGAACCUUCCUGAUCAAAAUCGGUUCUUCUGAGUAAAAUCAAAAUGCGAUUUUCCAUCCUGCUGAUUUUCUCUUAAGAUCUGUUUUUUUAUAAAAGUGAAUAAACCAGAUUAUAACCAAACUCAUGAUUCUGUUCAUAUUGAGCUCAAACACCAAACCGGACCGAUGAACCUUCAGAGCCACACAGAACCUGAAACCAAUCAGAACCUGCUGACCAGGCCAGAGGUCCUAAACAAAUCCCCCAGAGACAGUCCAGAGACCGACCAGAGACUGACCAGAGACCGACCAGAGACCCAAGGCAGCCGAUCCGUCCAGCUGUUCUCUACCAACCGGGCUUGCAGCCUCCCAACAUGAUGACCUGAACUGGAGACCAUCUGAAGGCAGCGACAUAACCUGAGUGUUUAGCCUGGAUUCUGUCUAAAGCUAAUAAUGAAGAAUUAGCAGCAGAUUUAUAAACAUCCACAGUCCAAAUUUAAACAUCUCUUUUUUUCCCCUCAGAGGCUUUUUGUAGCUCUACCGUCCCUGAGACGACAGCAGGGUGAGGAGGGGGAAGACGUGGCAAACAUGGUCAGGAAUCAAACCUGCGACGGCCGCGUCGCAACCUCCAAACGCCAACAUCAUAAUUCUCUUCAAAGAAGUCCUUGAUGCCCCAAUCAUUCUCUGACAAACAUCUCAAAAUAUUAAUACUUUUUCACAUUUAUCAAUAAAUAAAUGGAC
Poeciliopsis prolifica (blackstripe livebearer) is the source of this 1874-nucleotide messenger RNA. Its product is annotated as insulin-like growth factor-binding protein 7. Gene Ontology annotation, biological process: regulation of cell growth; regulation of signal transduction. Gene Ontology annotation, molecular function: insulin-like growth factor binding. The record is from RefSeq and is a predicted model, not a curated record. NCBI's taxonomy places the organism in Eukaryota, Metazoa, Chordata, Actinopteri, Cyprinodontiformes, Poeciliidae. Gene Ontology annotation, cellular component: extracellular region.